AUGUCAUCGAUGAACGGAGACGGGCAGCCGAACAGACGGUACACAGAAACAGAUGAAGUGAGCGUGAUCGCCCGCGGCCGGGCAUGCUUCAGGACAGAACAGAACAGACACAGUGAUGUGAUGGAAAGCAUCGGGCGCAGCCACAUUCAACGGUGCGUGCGCGCGGCCGACGCGCAAGCGAUGUAUGACCCAUGCUACUACGUGCCCCACCGUCCUAUGCUGUUGCCCACCGCCGCGGGGCCAGUG
Molecule: messenger RNA, 246 nt
Organism: Iphiclides podalirius (scarce swallowtail)
Lineage: Eukaryota; Metazoa; Arthropoda; Insecta; Lepidoptera; Papilionidae
Source: the annotation of a GenBank genome assembly